CAUCAUCUUGCCACGCUCGACUACGAUCCAUUGUCUUUGUUCUUCGUCGUCAUCACUCCGAGCACAUCUACACACAUCCACCAUGAGCGUGCAAACAACGCCUAGCAAGAAGGCAACUUCCGCCCUUGAAGCACUCAAGAUGGAGUCUCCAAUCAAGAAAGUGCAGUUCUCCGAGGCCGACAAGGAGAACCGCGAGUCGCAGUACGCGUCGGACGAGGUCGCCAUCCCAGUCAAGGGCAUUCCCGAUGACCUGCCUGAGCCAGUGGCUAAGAAGAUCGAGGCCGAGACGGUCAAAGAGGAGGAUUCAGAGAUCGAGCCCAUACUACAGGAGAACCCACAACGAUUUGUGCUGUUCCCAAUCAAGUACCACGAGAUAUGGAACAUGUACAAGAAGGCCGAGGCAUCAUUCUGGACUGCCGAAGAGAUUGAUCUGUCCAAGGAUCUUCACGACUGGAACAAGCGACUCAAUGACGACGAGCGCUUCUUCAUCUCACACGUCCUUGCUUUCUUCGCCGCAUCCGACGGCAUUGUCAACGAGAACCUGGUCGAGCGAUUCAGCGCCGAGGUGCAAAUACCUGAAGCACGAUGCUUCUACGGCUUCCAGAUCAUGAUGGAGAACAUCCACUCCGAGACAUACUCCCUCCUCAUCGACACAUACAUCAGCGAGCCUAAGCAACGAACAUACCUCUUCAACGCCAUCGACAACAUCCCAUGCAUCCGCAGAAAGGCUGACUGGGCACUGCGAUGGAUCUCGGACAAGGACUCGACUUUCGCUAUGCGAUUGAUCGCCUUCGCUGCUGUCGAGGGUAUCUUCUUCUCCGGCUCAUUCGCCUCCAUCUUCUGGCUGAAGAAGCGCGGUCUCAUGGCUGGCCUCACCUUCUCCAACGAGCUCAUCUCUCGUGACGAGGGCAUGCACACUGACUUCGCUUGCCUGUUGUUCUCUCAUCUCAAGAACAAGCCCGCCAAGUCUGUCGUGCAAAGCAUCAUCGUGGAGGCCGUCGCCAUUGAGCAAGAAUUCUUGACCGAUGCCCUGCCUUGCGCACUGCUCGGCAUGAACGCUAAGCUCAUGUGCCAGUACAUUGAGUUCGUCGCUGACCGACUGCUGCUCGCUCUUGGCAACCAAAAGUUCUACAACGCCACCAACCCCUUCGACUUCAUGGAGAACAUCUCCCUCGGCGGCAAGACCAACUUCUUCGAGAAGCGUGUUGGUGACUACCAGAAGGCCGGUGUCAUGGAGGGCUACAAGAAGCAACAGGCCAAGACCGAGAGCUCAACAGGGCCUGCAGCUGAUGCGCCUAAGAUGAAUGGUGACUUUGCUUUCGACGAGGACUUUUAGAUGUGUCGCGAUGUACGAUGUGUUUUUAUGAGAACGGCGCAUGGGAUAUGGGAAUGAUGAUACGGCAUGGCAUGGCCACAGGCGUUCAGGCUGGAUGAUACCUGGUGGAUUGAAUUUUGCUCUCUCGACUCGUCUAGAGGACGAUCGGCAAUACAGAAGAUAAAGAAUACGUACAGUGGAGCGUGCGAGACGCGUCGUUGGAUGAAUGCGAAAGAAUGUGUCAAAUACGAUAAUGCAUGAACUGCAGUU
This is a messenger RNA of Cercospora beticola, 1585 nucleotides long. RefSeq names its product ribonucleotide-diphosphate reductase subunit RNR2 (gene RNR2). Gene Ontology annotation, molecular function: oxidoreductase activity. The record is from RefSeq and is a predicted model, not a curated record. Gene Ontology annotation, biological process: deoxyribonucleotide biosynthetic process. Lineage: Eukaryota; Fungi; Ascomycota; Dothideomycetes; Mycosphaerellales; Mycosphaerellaceae.